Molecule: messenger RNA, 768 nt
Organism: Lachancea dasiensis
Lineage: Eukaryota; Fungi; Ascomycota; Saccharomycetes; Saccharomycetales; Saccharomycetaceae
Source: the annotation of a GenBank genome assembly
AUGCUAAGAUUGUUCAAAGCCUGGUACUUGGUACUGAUAUUGUGCGCAUGGUACAUUGGUGUUUCUAGUCGUCUCGAGAUCUGCAAUAAUAAUGUCUUCGAACGAAUGUUUAUGGGUCAUGGUGUUGUCACCUCGCUGAAUUUAGUAAUAGCCCAUCCAGACGAUGAAGUGAUGUUUUUCGCACCAACGUUACUACAGCUCGAUCAGAGACUUGGCCACAAAAUUCCAGUGCGCAUUUUUUCGCUCACUGAUGGGGGUGCUGAUGGAUUGGGCGAAGUUCGAACCCAAGAAUUGAGGGAAUGUGCAAAGCUUCUGUUACGUCGAAAACAGCCAAAAGUAUUUGUUUUGAAUUUCGACGACGGAAUGGACGAAGUUUGGGAUUUAGAAAAAGCAGCAAGUGAAGUGGCAGCCCAAGUGCCAGAUCGAAAUCCCAUUUUCAUAACUUUCGAUGACAAGGGUGUCUCACAACACGUCAAUCAUAUCUCCUGCUACAAAGCAGUUCAGAUCCUAAAGCACAAAAUCCCGAAUGGCCUUUUUUUCCGUUUGCUAAGUAAAACUCUCUUGCCGGAAAAAUACUCAGCAUUCUUACCAGCGUUACUUCGGUCAUUUACUUGCAAUGAGAAGCUAGUCUUCGUGAAUAGCUUCUCGCAUUACCUUCUUGCCUUUGCAAGCAUGUUGAAUGCUCAUGUUUCCCAAAUGGUGUGGUUUCGGUAUGGCUGGUGGCUUUUUAGCUGUUACGUUUAUGUCAAUGAGUUGCAAGCAAUCUGA